This is a messenger RNA of Struthio camelus australis, 1583 nucleotides long. NCBI's taxonomy places the organism in Eukaryota, Metazoa, Chordata, Aves, Struthioniformes, Struthionidae. The record is from RefSeq and is a predicted model, not a curated record.
CCCCCGGGGCCUGCCAGCCACGCUGUGCCUGGACACAGUGGUUUGACGUGGACUUCCCUACCUCUGGCAGCGACGGAGGAGACAUGGAGACCUUGGAGAACAUCCGAGCUGCCGGCUUCCAAAUAUGUGCAAAGCCUGAAGCCAUUGAGUGCCGGGCAGAAAACUACCCUGACACCAGGCUGGAGGACCUGGGCCAGAAACUUCAGUGCAGCCUCAACACUGGGCUGGUGUGCAGAAACAAGGAUCAGAUCAGCAAGUACCCCAUGUGCUUCAACUACCAGGUCAGGCUGCGCUGCUGUGACCACCAACACUGCGAGACAACUGUAGCACCUCCAACCACCACCGCAAGGUCCCCAACCACACCUUCUCCUGUAGAAACCUCCACUGCAGCAACUACGACUCCAGCAACAACCACUACAACCUCUACAAUCUCUAAGACUCCGUGGACAACCAGUACUGGCACUACAGUCAUUCUCCCAAGCUCUGUUUUUUCUACUCGAGAAGUAUCUACAACUGGUAUACCACAAUCAACUCACCUUACAAGAAGCACUUCUACAACCUUCAGUUCCUCUCCAAGCACACCUCUUGCAACAGAAGAAAGUACAUAUGUUACGUUAAGUCCAACAACUCCAUGUUUUUGUCACGUGCUUGGUGACUUGUUUUCUCCUGGGGAAGUUGUAUACAACAGAACAGAUAGUGCUGGCUGUAAUUUUUAUGCACUUUGCAACAAGGAAUGUGAAGUUGACCCAUUUCAAGGGCCAUGUCCUUCAACAACUCCUUUCACCUCAGCAACCUCAGAAACUACAACACAAGCCUCAUCAUCCACACAACCUGUAUUUUCUUCUGCCUCACCAACCACAGCAAUACCCCUCACAACUUCAGUAGAAAGAAACUGUACUGAUGUCAAUCCUCCACGAAAGCCUGGAGAGAAAUGGAAGAGCGAAUGCCAGGAGUGUGUCUGUGACCCACUCACUGUUACUGUGCAAUGCCAGACACCCCCAUGCCAAACAAAUGAGAUACUUGCUUGUCCAAAAGGAUUUGUUGUCAUGCCUGUACUAUCAGAAGACCCAUGUUGUCCUCAAUAUAUAUGCCAAGUAAUACCUGAUAUUUGUGUGGUCAAUGAUACAGUUUACAUGGUUGGAAUGUCCACAGUAAUUGACUCAUGUAAGAAUUGUACCUGCACUUCUGAAAAAGAUCCAAUGACUACCCAAAACAUUCUGCAAUGUGAACCAGUUCACUGUGAAACAUCUUGCCCCUUGGGUCAUGAAUAUAAGAUAGAGCAUGGAGAGUGCUGUGGAAAGUGUGUUGAAGUAGCCUGCAGAAUCAAACUAAGUAAUAACACUGUUCAGGUGCUCAGUCUUGAUGAGAUCCUGCCACUCGAUCACUGCAGCUAUUACAAAUGUGAAAAAAUUGAAGAUCAAUUUGUUGCAGUCCAAACUAAAAAAACAUGUCCCGAAUUCAUGCCAGGAGAAUGUGAUCCUGAUGAAGCAGAGACUACUCCUGAUGGCUGCUGCAAGAUAUGUAAACCUCCAAACUGCAAAGCUUACAGCAAAAAAACUGUGAUCCGCCACGGUGAAUGCGAA